AUGUUCACCAGAGUCACUCCCCAGCGUCUGCUGCUCCUGCUCUCGUCCACGCUCCUGCUCCUCUGGCUAGGCUGCUGGCACAGCACCGCGCCGCCUCCUCCCAGCAGGACCCACAUCCUCCUCCUCUCCAGCUGGCGCUUGGGCUCCACCUUCGCCGGCCAGCUCUUCAGCCAGCACCCCGAUGUCUUCUACCUGAUGGAGCCAGCCAAGCACGUCUGGCACCACCUGCCCGGAGGCAGCCCGGAGCUGCUGCAGGGGCCUGCCCGGGACCUGAUCCAUGCCCUCUUCCGGUGUGAGAUGGCCGUGCUGCAGGACUUUGUGCAUCAGCCCCACCGGGUGUCCCAGAUCUUCAUGUUGCACAUGAGUCGGGCCCUCUGCUCCCCACCCACCUGUGAGGCCUUCCGGGGUGGGGACAUUGUGAGGCAGGUGAAGUGCGAGGCCCACUGCAAUGCCAGCCCCUUUGGGAAGGCGGCGGAGACCUGCGUCACCUACAGUCACAUGGCGCUGAAGGUCGUCAGUUUCUUCCAGCUGGAGGUGCUCUAUCCGCUCUUGACCAAUGCGGCCCUCGACCUCUGCAUCAUCCACCUGCUGCAGGACCCCCGGGCUGUCUACGCCACCCGCCGGCUCAUCUCACUCUACCCGGAUGACCUGCUCAUCAGCUGGGCCCACAAUGCCAUGCCCAACGCCCGGCUGGUCAUGCACAAAGUCUGCCACAGCCAAGCCGGCAUGUACCUGGCCACCUUUCGCCACCCACCUCCUGCCCUGCAUGGACGCUACCUCCUGACCUGCUAUGAAGACCUGGUCAGGGAUCCACUGGGCCAGGUGGCCGAGUGGUACUGCUACACCAGCUUGGCCUCCUCCCCCCAGCUCAAGGCCUGGGUGCAUAACAUCACCCACUGGUCCAGGCCUGAGGACCCUGAGUCCUCAGUGCAGAGAGAUGCCAGCAAGGUCUUGCUGGCCUGGAGGCACCAGCUUAGCUUCCACCAGGUGCAGGAAGUGCAGGAGAUCUGCAAGCCGGCCAUGGAGGUCUUUGGGUACCGGCCAGUCAGGUCAGAGGAGGAGCAGAGGGACCUCGCGAAGGACCUGGUGCUUCCAAGAGAAAGAGCUUGA
Chelonoidis abingdonii (Abingdon island giant tortoise) is the source of this 1110-nucleotide messenger RNA. RefSeq names its product carbohydrate sulfotransferase 5-like. NCBI's taxonomy places the organism in Eukaryota, Metazoa, Chordata, Testudines, Testudinidae. Gene Ontology annotation, biological process: N-acetylglucosamine metabolic process; keratan sulfate proteoglycan biosynthetic process. Gene Ontology annotation, molecular function: N-acetylglucosamine 6-O-sulfotransferase activity. The record is from RefSeq and is a predicted model, not a curated record.